This is a messenger RNA of Rhopilema esculentum, 2149 nucleotides long. RefSeq names its product proton-coupled amino acid transporter 3. The record is from RefSeq and is a predicted model, not a curated record. NCBI's taxonomy places the organism in Eukaryota, Metazoa, Cnidaria, Scyphozoa, Rhizostomeae, Rhizostomatidae. Gene Ontology annotation, molecular function: L-amino acid transmembrane transporter activity. Gene Ontology annotation, cellular component: vacuolar membrane. Gene Ontology annotation, biological process: amino acid transmembrane transport.
UUUUGUAGUUCUGAGAUUUUUUUCUAUUCCUGAAGCUGUCUAAUUAUCACCAGACAUUCAGAGGCUAUUUUCAACCUUUUAGUGCCUGUUAGACAGAAUGAAAGGACAAUAACAAUGAAAAAGAGACUUUCUGAGAGAAGUUUCUGCCAUGUGCUCUGACACCAGCUCUUCGCUUGCCCUCUGGACACCCGAUGCUUUAUGAAACGUGUGUUAUUUGACAAUAGAUUUAUUUGUGAUGCUAUUCCAAAGCUGUUUUUUACUCAUUCCACUUAAUCUUGAAUUAUUAAUGAGGUUGAUCCACGCCUUACCGUAACUUGCUGUAUUGAUUCACAUUAAAAUCAAAGUUUUGGUUGAGGCAGUAUUGAGGAGGAAAUCUAGGCCAAAAGAUGGCUAGAUCGAUAGAAGCGGCCCCAACAUGAUUCGAGAUAUCUACAAUCAACCAGCUCGUAUUUUCGUACUAAUAAACAAGUGAUACCAAGAACUUUACAUUGGAAGUGGCAAACUUAGAGCUUCUGUCUACCCAAGGUUAGUUACCGCAUUGUUUGAAGAAUUCCUGGCAGCAUUAAAAUGUCGAACAACAAUUUAUCGUCUGAAAGCAUACCAUUGAUGUCUCAAGGAGACAAUGCGAAGGAAGAUGUUGACGAGUCUUCGGAGGAAGAAAAGGCAGAAGAAAUUGAAGGAAACCUUGAGAAUUGGCAGGCAUCCAUGCAUCUGAUGAAAGCAUUUGUGGGCGUUGGGGUUCUAGGACUGCCAUCUGCUGUACGGCACACUGGGCUAGUGGCAGCACCAAUCGUUUUGCUGGCCGUUGGACUUGGAUGCAAAUAUGGCAUGGUAAUAUUAGCAAGCACAAUUAGGGCAGUAAAAGAAAGAAUAGAUGCUCCGUCUCUAACAUAUGGACAGUUAACCAGGGAACUCUUCUCUCUUCAUAGCGAGAUAGUUGGACGGUUUUCAAAAAUUUUCCUUGAUGUCAUAAUUUCUACUAUGCAGCUUGGAUUCUGCGUUGUGUAUAUCAUAUUUAUUGCAUCAACAAUGCACAAGCUGAUCGGCAGCAUGGAACAAAUCGUUCUUGCCACCAUUUGCAUGCCUUUUAUACUAGCAUUGGCACUUAUUCGAAAUGUCAAGAGAAUCGCUGUUUUUGCCAUGUUUGCAAAUGUUGCUGUUGGUGUUGCAGUAGUGAUAAUGAUGCAGUAUUUUGUAACACAUAUAAAAAGAAUUCCUUCAGAACAGACUAAUCCUACUGUGUUUAUGGUUGGAUUUGGUCAAAUAUUAUAUGGAUAUGAAGGAAUAGGAAUGGUAACUUCAUUGGAAAAGAACUUGCGAAAAAAAGACAGUCUGCAAAAAAUACUUAUUAUAACACUGGCUAUCGUCAUAGUUUUGUAUUCUGCCUUUGGGGUGCUGGGGUAUCUCUGUUUUGGUGACAGCGUCCAACCGACUGUGGCUCUCAACCUUCCUAGUGAGCCGCUGUACUCAUAUUUGGACGUUGUGUAUAUUCUGAUAGUAUUGAUCUCGUACCCAAUCCAGUUCCUUGUGCCUGUCGACAUUGCCGUUUCGUACUUUGAAGAAAGUUUAAGUAAAAGAGGCUUAAAAUAUGCUGAAUACGGAAUUCGCGCUGGGAUGGCAAUUUUAACUUACGUUUUUGCGAUUCUGGUUCCUCAGCUUGACAAUGUUAUGGGCCUAAUUGGCAGUUUUUCUGGAGCCUUGAUCACGUUCAUCUUUCCUCCUUUGCUGCAUACCAUUUGCUUCUGGAAUGAAGGCCUUUCAAAAUAUCAGUUGGUUGCUAAUGUUUGUCUUUUGGUUUUUGGUGUUCUUACUUCAGUCAUAGGAACAUUUUCAUCAUUGAUAGAAAUUAUAAGAAGAUUUGAACAUCAAACAAUGUGAUAGUUACAAGAUACAUAAUAUGAUCUGGUUUUUAUCAACAUUGUGAGAACUCAGAUAUACACGUCUCUCCAGUUUAGAUGAAAUAAAUGCAAUUGUAUGUAAAAGUAAAUUUCAUGCAUUCAUUUUCCGUCUUGUACAAGAAAAUUAAAUAUCUAAUAAAUUCAAGAACCCCAUUAUAUAAAAUUGAUAACUUUAAUUCAAAUUUAGCCAAGAAGUCUCUGCUCGUAUAUGCUCGCAAGUUCAUUGUUUUUCAAACCACCAAAAAAGAAUU